Messenger RNA from Carassius gibelio (silver crucian carp), 1134 nucleotides. RefSeq lists its product as uncharacterized. The coding region runs from base 320 to 1129 and encodes 269 amino acids. The record is from RefSeq and is a predicted model, not a curated record. The transcript has 2 exons. NCBI's taxonomy places the organism in Eukaryota, Metazoa, Chordata, Actinopteri, Cypriniformes, Cyprinidae.
GUUUGCUGUUUGCUGUUGACGGCUGUACUGCGUUUGAGCUCCGUCACUAUAUUCUUUUCAUUGACUAUUUUUAACUUAAAAAUCAAUUUUAUACAUCAUUGUUUCCGUUUAUAUAACGCGUGAAUAUAUCCUCUAUUGUAUUCUACAACAAAAACAAUCAGAGCGCCUCGCUAUCACUAGUUUUAUUUUGAUCUCCCGGGUCCGCUAUUAGCGUUUAGCCAGUUAGCAUCAGCAAGCGUGUUUGCUGCUAACUGCGCUUACAUUGCUAAUACUCUAUUCUCACACAUUACCACUGCUGUACUCACUGUUACUUGCUUUAAUGGCGGAUGAAUGUCUCCACUCUGUGCAGCUCGAGCUCGAGGCCGUGGGGAAGCAGAUUCGCGACCUGGAACAGAGGCAGGCCAAGCUGAGAGAGCGGAGAGCCGCGCUGGAAUCAUCCCGGGCUGACGCUCACAAGUCCGGGGUAAGUAUACAGCGUGCUGUUAACGGUCCCACCACGUCUACUCCGUGUGUUUCUCUGCGCAGGCCCGGUGCACCCAGGACGCGAUCUUCCCAGAUGUCCUUCACUGCGACGCCGGGACACCACGGACCCUGGGUGCAUCCACAGCGGAGGACGCGAGCCGGGUCCCGGGCGACUACUUCUCCCCCUCCUGCCUUCGAGCUCUCCAUCCAGAACCGCUUCGCUCCCCUCCGCGAGACAGGACGCGACGCUGUGAUCAUCGGAGACUCCAUCGUCCGACACAUACCCGCGAUCCUGAAGGACGGCGAGAGCCCCAGAGCGGUCGUGCUUCACGCCGGGGUUAACGACACCACGCUGCGGCAGACGGAGACGCUGAAGAGGGACUUCAGGAGCCUGAUCGAGACGGUUCGCAGCACGACGCCCGCGGCGACGAUCGUCGUGUCAGGACCACUGCCCACGUAUCGACGAGGACACGAAAGGUUCAGUAGACUUUUUGCUUUAAAUGAAUGGUUGUUGUCAUGGUGUAAAGAACAGAAACUGCUAUUUGUUAAUAACUGGAAUCUUUUCUGGGAGCGUCCUAGACUGUUUCGCGCUGAUGGAUUACACCCCAGCAGAAUUGGAGCGGAGCUUCUCUCUGACAACAUCUCCAGGACACUUCGCUCCAUGUGACUAGU